Molecule: messenger RNA, 2371 nt
Organism: Priapulus caudatus
Lineage: Eukaryota; Metazoa; Priapulida; Priapulimorpha; Priapulimorphida; Priapulidae
Product: probable methylmalonate-semialdehyde dehydrogenase [acylating], mitochondrial
Exons: 13
Coding region: 16-1596 (526 amino acids)
Biological process (GO): thymine catabolic process; L-valine catabolic process
Cellular component (GO): mitochondrion
Molecular function (GO): methylmalonate-semialdehyde dehydrogenase (acylating, NAD+) activity; malonate-semialdehyde dehydrogenase (acetylating, [NAD(P)+]) activity
Source: RefSeq, a predicted model, not a curated record
GAUUGUGGAAUCAUCAUGGCUACCGUUCUCACUCGCGCUGUUCUUGGAAAGCCGCAGGUUUUUGGUUCGCUCAGUGGCGUCCGUUUCUAUGCUGCAUCCGUUCCUACUACAAAACUUUUCAUCAAUGGAAAAUUUAUUGAAUCCAAAGCAACAAAAUGGAUUGAUCUUCAUAACCCUGCGACGAACGAGGUGGUGACGCGCGUGCCGGAGUCGACGCGAGACGAGAUGCUGGCGGCGGUCGGUGCGGCGAAGCAGGCGUUCGGCGAGUGGUCGCGCACGACGAUCCUCACGCGGCAGGCGUGCAUGUUCCGCCUGCAGCACCUCGUCAAGCAGGAGCAGCGGCACAUCGCCGAGAACAUCACGCUCGAGCAGGGCAAGACGAUUCCGGACGCCGAGGGCGACGUGCUGCGCGGACUGCAGGUUGUCGAGCACUCGUGCAGCAUCACGUCUAUGCAGCUCGGUGAGACGAUGCCGUCUGUUGCCAAGGACAUGGACAUCCACUCGUACCGCGUGCCGCUCGGAGUCUGCGCCGGAAUCACGCCCUUCAACUUCCCCGCGAUGAUUCCGCUGUGGAUGUUUCCGAUGGCGGUCGUCUGCGGCAACACAAUGGUGCUGAAGCCAUCCGAGCGCGACCCCGGCGCGACGAUGAUGCUCAUGGAGCUCGCACAGGAGGCUGGGAUCCCUGACGGAGUGCUCAACGUGAUUCAUGGCUCCGUGGAUGCUGUUAACUUCAUCUGCGACAACCCCGACAUCAAAGCUAUAUCCUUCGUCGGAUCUGACCAUGUCGGUCAGCAUAUCUACGAGCGCGGAUCGAAGGCGGGCAAGCGCGUCCAGUCAAACAUGGGAGCGAAGAACCACGGCGUCAUCAUGGCGGACGCCAACAAGGAAGCCACUCUCAACCAGCUUGUGGGAGCAGCAUUCGGGGCGGCGGGACAGCGUUGCAUGGCUCUGCCCACUGCUGUGUUCAUUGGCAAGGCAAAGGAGUGGAUACCUGAACUGGUGGAGCGAGCGAGUCGACUAAAGGUCAAUGCAGGCUGCCAGCCGGGCACGGACGUGGGUCCGCUGAUAUCACCGCAGGCCAAGGACCGAGUGUGUCGUCUCGUGCAGUCGGGCGUCGACGCCGGCGCCACCUUGCUGCUGGACGGACGCGACGUCACAGUGCCCGGAUACCCGAACGGAAACUUCAUCGGACCGACCGUGAUGACGAACGUCGCGGUGGACAUGGAGUGCUAUAAGGAGGAGAUCUUCGGCCCGGUGCUGCAGUGCAUCACCGUCGACACCCUCGAUGAUGCCAUCGACAUGAUCAACUCGAACCCGUACGGCAACGGGACGGCCAUCUUCACGACGAACGGUGCCACCGCUCGCCGCUUCACGCAUGAGAUCGACGUCGGACAGGUCGGGAUCAACGUGCCGAUCCCUGUGCCGCUGCCCAUGUUCUCAUUCACAGGAUCACGGGGGUCAUUCCGUGGUGACGUCAACUUCUACGGGAAAGGAGGUGUCCAGUUCUACACACAGAUGAAAACUGUCACGUCGCUGUGGAAGGCAGAGGAUGCCACAGACACAAAGGCACAGGUUGUCAUGCCGACGAUGCGCUAAACAGACAGUUGCUACGGCAGCGGAGAGCGAGCGGUCAAGGAGUAGGGAUUUUUGGAGUCGUUCGACGUACACCACUGAUCCAUGGGGGAGGGGAUUUAGAGAUUACCGGAUAGGGAGAAUGCACAGUAUCAUGAAUAGUGAUUUAUCGAUUUUUGCGGACGACCCGGCGUUUGUCGUGCGUUAUUACCCGGUGAUACGAGGUUUUGGCGGGUGACCUCUGACCCCGUCCCACGACGCAUGUGCGGCAGCAUCAUUUUUUCGCGCUCGUCUGGGGCGGGGAGCAUGGUUUUCACUCGCAAAUCAUGAAUGGCGGCAAAACGGAAUCACGCGACAAGUGGCGUCGCCGCGACGUAAUGCGACGGAGGGACGGUCUCGCGACGAGAACACCAAGAACGGCAAAUGGUUCGCACAGUCGCGGCGGCGAAGUAGCGACGAUCGUUUGCUGAUCGAGUGCUGAGUGUCGAGAGAAAUUAAAUGGACGAAUCUCUACGCGACUGUGCGCGAUGCUUUCUCCAGAUGUUUGCAGUCUAGCUUACAUGCAUGUAGCAUUGUAGUUAGUACUCGAGCCACCGGAAGGAGGCCAGUUCACGCGGCGGCGUCGAUUAGCAGUGGUAGCGUGGUAAAUUAGAAACACGGGUAUGUUUGUUGUGCGGCGUGCGGAGUGUCGACAGUAGCACCAGCAUGCAGAUGUCGUGCGUGACGACGACUUGAGGUGGCGAUUCGGGUGGUGAAUUUCACUGUUAAAUUUUACAUAAAUAAAUUAGGUGUUACGCAA